GUAAUAUAUACAUCACUUGUGUCAUGGCGGUACUCAAACGGGAUAUGAAGAGGGCACUGAUUGAAAUGACUGCGCGACCGUCUUGUUUCCAGAUAGACAAUGCCCGAAGCACAAUUAACAGCUAUACUGGCUUGUCACUGUCUGUGCACGUGGAAUACAGAUUUCUGGAGGGAUUCAGAGUGAGCGAGCAAUCUAUGAAGCUUUUGUUGGAAUCGCUGACUGGCAUCAGUCCGAAGAGCACCCAACAGUUACGGGCUAUUUUAGAUUGCAUACAGAAUUCAAAGAAAUGUAGGGAUGUACUUGAGAGCAUGGAGGACGACAAGGAGUUUGCUUUUUUCAAAUGGGCAUUGACUUCUCAAAGAGAUUCAGACGGAGAUUUUAAUAUCUGCAUUGCGUUUGCUGUCACCAAGUUUGAGAAAUCUGUACCGUGGUACGGCAAACUACUUAGCGAUAUCACAGGUGGUGCAGCACUUGCUGAUAGGAAGAAGUUUCAGGACGCAAUAAAGGUUGUGUGCACAGCAGAGAUGGUUGAUUUUCUAAAGGUUUGACUUCUAUAGUUAUGGCAUGCAGCCCUCUUGACAGUAGAAGCUUGACUUACGUCAGUACCGUAUGAACUGGCUCGCUGUUUGGUUGCAUGUUGUUUGUUCUUGUUUGACAGUUUAGUUAACGAUUAUACUGUCGCGUUUCAACUAUUUGUGCAGAAAUAUAAUCUGUUGCAUAUUAGCUAAAACACCCUCAUUGUGCUGCAAAGUCAUGCAGGCGCUGAUACUUAUUUGAAAAUCGUGAGAAUAUUGAU
This is a messenger RNA of Corticium candelabrum, 796 nucleotides long. RefSeq lists its product as uncharacterized. The transcript has a single exon. The record is from RefSeq and is a predicted model, not a curated record. Bases 24 to 548 code for a protein of 174 amino acids. NCBI's taxonomy places the organism in Eukaryota, Metazoa, Porifera, Homoscleromorpha, Homosclerophorida, Plakinidae.